Messenger RNA from Suricata suricatta (meerkat), 4537 nucleotides. RefSeq names its product protein kinase C and casein kinase substrate in neurons 1 (gene PACSIN1). Lineage: Eukaryota; Metazoa; Chordata; Mammalia; Carnivora; Herpestidae. The transcript has 11 exons. The record is from RefSeq and is a predicted model, not a curated record. Gene Ontology annotation, cellular component: endosome; cytoplasm; plasma membrane. Gene Ontology annotation, biological process: actin filament organization; neuron development; positive regulation of dendrite development. Gene Ontology annotation, molecular function: phospholipid binding; protein binding. Bases 442 to 1776 code for a protein of 444 amino acids.
GGGCGGGGAGCUGGCUUCCGCAGUUCUGGCGCUGCUGCCUUCCUGAACCCGCGGCGGGAACCCGAGAGGACAGAGCCCCCAGCCCGGGCGCCAGGCCCCCUCCCUGCCCACCACCACGGAGGAGGAGGAGGACAGCCAGCCUCUCCGGCCCUGGCCCGGCCCAGCGGGGGCAGUGAGCUCCUACCUGCCCCUGGCUUGGUGCCCAGACAGGCCCAGGACUCAUUUCUGAAGGAGGGCCCCCUGGGGACUGCCCCACGGGCCUUACCACAGAGGAGAUGGAAGUUGGGAGGCCUGGAUUUUAUACGCAAAGAGAAGGCAAGAGGAAGCCAGGCCUGGGGUCUUCUUUUCACAGGUCACCUGGAGACCCGGGGGUCCCGGCGCAUGAACAGCCCAGCCUGCUGACCACCACUGCACACCCACCUGUCCCCCCUCGGCUACACCAUGUCUGGCUCCUACGACGAGGCCUCGCUAGCUCCAGAGGAGACCACGGACAGCUUCUGGGAGGUGGGGAACUACAAGCGGACGGUGAAGCGCAUCGAUGACGGACACCGCCUGUGCAACGACCUGAUGAACUGCGUGCAGGAGCGCGCCAAGAUCGAGAAGGCGUACGCGCAGCAGCUCACCGACUGGGCCAAGCGCUGGCGCCAGCUCAUCGAGAAAGGCCCACAGUAUGGCAGCCUGGAGCGGGCCUGGGGGGCCAUAAUGACAGAGGCGGACAAGGUGAGCGAACUGCACCAGGAAGUGAAGAACAACUUGCUGAACGAGGACCUGGAGAAGGUCAAGAACUGGCAGAAGGACGCCUAUCACAAGCAGAUCAUGGGCGGCUUCAAGGAGACCAAGGAGGCUGAGGAUGGCUUCCGCAAGGCCCAGAAGCCCUGGGCCAAGAAGAUGAAGGAGCUAGAGGCAGCAAAGAAGGCUUACCAUCUGGCCUGCAAAGAGGAGAAGUUGGCCAUGACCCGGGAGAUGAAUAGCAAGACAGAGCAGUCGGUCACGCCCGAGCAGCAGAAGAAGCUGCAGGACAAAGUGGACAAGUGCAAGCAGGAUGUACAGAAGACACAGGAGAAGUAUGAGAAGGUGCUGGACGACGUGGGUAAGACCACACCGCAGUACAUGGAGAGCAUGGAGCAGGUGUUUGAACAGUGCCAGCAGUUUGAGGAGAAGCGGCUGGUCUUCCUCAAAGAGGUGCUGCUAGACAUCAAACGUCACCUCAACCUUGCUGAGAACAGCAGCUAUGUUCAUGUGUAUCGGGAGCUGGAGCAGGCCAUUCGGGGGGCCGACGCUCAGGAUGACCUCAGAUGGUUCCGAAGCACCAGCGGCCCCGGCAUGCCCAUGAACUGGCCCCAGUUUGAGGAGUGGAACCCAGACCUCCCUCACACCGCCACCAAGAAAGAAAAACAGCCCAAGAAGGCAGAGGGGGUGACGCUGACCAAUGCUACUGGAGUGGUGGAGUCCACAUCCCAGGCUGGGGACCGUGGCAGCGUUAGCAGCUACGACAGGGGCCAGCCUUAUGCCACCGAGUGGUCGGACGAUGAGAGCGGGAACCCAUUUGGGGGCAAUGAGGCCAAUGGGGGCUCCAACCCCUUCGAGGACGACGCCAAGGGAGUGCGUGUGCGGGCCCUCUAUGACUACGACGGCCAGGAGCAGGAUGAGCUCAGCUUCAAGGCUGGAGAUGAACUCACCAAGCUGGGCGAGGAGGACGAGCAGGGAUGGUGCCGCGGGCGGCUGGAUAGUGGGCAGCUGGGCCUCUAUCCCGCCAACUAUGUGGAGGCCAUCUAGCUGCCCUGUUCCCCUCCACACUACCCCUCACUCCUCGCCCACCGCCUUCCCUCCCUUCUCACUCUUGUCCCUCUUCCCUCGCCAUAGAGUUCCAGACAUAUUUUCCGAUCAAGCUUUUAUUUUUUUAAAAGUCAAAACAGAACAAAACAAAAAAAUACAGAGACAGAAGCAUUUGUAGGGCCGCCUGGAGGCCAGGGCGGUGGUGGGACUUGGGGUGAUGGCCCCAGGGUAGGUGAGGGUCCUAGUACUUAGCCCGACAGAGACGUUACAACAUCUGCUCUUCAGAUCCCACCAAAGAGUCUCCUGAGCCCUGAGGAAUGUCUCCCGGACCCUUCCCUCCUGCCUCCCCCGCCCCAGACUAUACCACCCCCACCCCCCAGCCCCACCCCCACCCCAGGCUGCCAGCACCUGUUCCCCCCUUGCCCCCUUUUCUCUGGGCUCAGUUUUCUGACCUCUUUCUUCUGCCUCUCCAUGCUCCCCUCCCUCCACCACCCUUUCUCAAAGGCCUCCCGUCCAGACCCCAGAGAAGGGGGGGCCUCCUAGUCUUUAGUCUUCCACUCUGCCCUGGGGAGUGCCCUCCUUCUCCUGGCCUCACCCCUAGUGACUGGUGGGGCUGGAGGAGGAGCAGUCACUGUCUUCUCCCAUAGAUGUUUCCUGGGAUCCCUGGACUCCCCCAGACAUGAUGAGGGGUGAGCUGCAGCUGGUGACUGUGUCACUGGGGUAUAGGAGGGUGAGUGAAGGGGGUGCUAGCCCAGGCUCAGCAGAGGGACAGGGACCCUGCUGGGGCCCUUCUUUGCAGCCAGUAGCAAUCUGGGCACAGGCUCUCCCUCAGAGCCAUACCUCUGGGUCACUUGGUCACUUGCGGAGACCCUGCUCCCCUUUUGUAAGUCCUCAGGCAGGGAGAGGGGCCUCACAGCCCAGGGCAAAGCCAGCAACAGUAGCAGCCCACUCCCACUUUCUGGGGGGGAGGGCACCUUGCCCACCUGCCUCCCUCCAUGCUCAUCUGAAGCCCUAGGUUCAGCCAGCCUGCGGGAGACUGAGCCUUGCGGCCUCCCAUCCUGCUCUCCCCUUCUCUCACCUGUCUGGGAAGAUGCCGGAAGGACCUUCUAGCCUGGCAUCAGCAGGGGCACUGCAGCCAAUGGGAAAGACAGGGAUGUGGCAGGAGGGAGGAACCCAGGACCUCAGGAGCUGCACAGUCUUCUUCCUUGUCCUCUCCCUCCUCAACCGGCCCUUGCCCCUGGAGCGGCAUCCCCUCGGCCAGCAGCCCCUCUGUAUCUCCAGGCCUCGGAGAUACAGUUACAGGACGUUGAAGGGUGGGAGGAGGCAAAGAGCCUGCCCAGAGCCAGAGUGUCUCCUGUGGCUGGUGAAGGAAAGCAGUAUUGGCUUACUAAGUACUAGCACCAGCUACUAGCGUCUCCCAUAUGUGUGGGCCCAGGGCGCUUGGGAAGCAGACCAGGGCAGGACAAAACCUCAAGGUGAGAGGACAUGGUUCGAAGACGAGUCUCUUGAGAACCUCAGGGGUAAGGCCCUGGGACUUCUGGUAGCACCAGGAGGGCCCUGCUUCUGGGCUUCAGCGCUACAGACGCCUACCCCUUCCACAGCAUCUGGCCCCUUGGCCUCCAGAUAAAGACAGCGGAGUACCCCAGCCCUCUGGCAUCCCUCAGUCCUCUUCAGCUCCCUGCUUUUUCUCCUGACAACCUACUGUUAGGUCGUGGACUCCAGCUUCCAGGCCCUGACCUUGUUCGCAGUACAGGGGGAUCCUGGGAGACUGGCAGGGGCCUGAACGGUGCCAGGCCUCCCUCGGGGUCAGCGGAGUUGGAAGGUGGGGAUGAUGGCACCCCCAGAGACAAGCAGACUUCCCCCACCCCAGCACCCCAUUUCCUGUCACUGUCUGCUCUCUGGGCAUCUGCUGCAGCCUGAGAUUUGCCCUCGGCCCCUCAGAGCCCGAAGCAAGAUUUUGGAAGCUCUCUGUCCUCCCGGCUCCAGACAAAAGCCUCUUCAGUUUCUCCUCCGGGUGGGAUUGGGGUUGGAGGCCUCUGACCUUCACCACCAUACUCUUGGAAGGCAGGAAGCUGGCACAUCUGCGCCUUGGGGCCUGGGCUCCCCCUCUCCGUGCCAGUGGCUUUCUAGCACCUGGGGAGGGUCUGUGGUCCUGGUUGGACCUCAGGCCUGUCCCCUUCAGCACUCCAGCUGCCCACCCUCAGGGGCAGGAACUGGAAAUCCCAUCCUUCCUGAGCAGCCACCUCUGAGGCCCAGUUUGGGACCACUCUCCCUCGGUCCCCAGGCUCCUCAGGACCCCAGAGUGGGACGGUCUCCCAUUUGGCGGUCCCCUGUCCCCCACCCCAAGCUUAAGGGCCCAGUCCCACCUGUCAGUGCUGGUGUCAGGGCACUCACCACAAAGUGUGGGGGCCGUGCCCCCUCGCCGCGCCCACCACCUCCUGUAGCCCCCUACCCGCCCCCUUGAUGCUGCACGGGCCCGCGCUGCGGGGCUCGGCGACUAAUGUGUUUUGUCCCCAGUUAACUACCGUUCUGCAGCCCAGCUCUGCAAGGGGCCAGGGCUGCCCUGCCGCCCGCCAUCUGCUGCCCUAGGCUUUCUGACUCCAUUAGUCCGACACUUGUGAACCUCCGAGAAGUGCUGUGGUCUCAGCAAUGCACCUGUUUUGUACAUGAUUGUGUAAUUUAAAGGUAUAUAAAUACAAAUAUAUAUAUAUCAGUUGUGAUCGUAUGACUGUGGAUAAAAUCCAGAACUGUGUCAACCUGG